Messenger RNA from Podospora anserina S mat+, 936 nucleotides. RefSeq lists its product as uncharacterized. Gene Ontology annotation, biological process: DNA replication, removal of RNA primer. The transcript is spliced from 2 exons. NCBI's taxonomy places the organism in Eukaryota, Fungi, Ascomycota, Sordariomycetes, Sordariales, Podosporaceae. Gene Ontology annotation, molecular function: magnesium ion binding; RNA-DNA hybrid ribonuclease activity; nucleic acid binding. Bases 1 to 936 code for a protein of 311 amino acids. The record is from RefSeq and is a predicted model, not a curated record.
AUGCCACCCAAACCCAAGAAGUUCUACGGUGUCCGAGUCGGCAUCGAGCCUGGUGUUUACGAGUCGUGGGAAGAAUGCCAAAAGGUGAUCGCCGUUAGUGGUGCUGUCCACAAGAGCUUCUUUUCGCGCGAUGAAGCAGCAGCAUGGGUGGAUGGUGCGCCUGCGGCCCCCGGUAAAAUCACUCGGUUCUAUGCCGUGGCUCGGGGACACAAGCCCGGGGUAUACACAGAUUGGGACAGCGCGCAGAUGCAAACGACUGGGUUCACGAGACCAGUCUUUCGAAAGUUCGACACGCGUGCUGAGGCGGAGGAUUACCUCGGGGCCUACCCAGCUGGAUCCAACCAAGCUCAGUCUGCUAAAUCUCAGCCCACACGCAAACGUGGGCUUGAGAUCGAUGAGGAGGAGGAGGUUGUGCUACCCAGGAAAAAGUCAAAGGCGGUCAGCACUGACGGUAAGAUAACGAUGGUAUACACAGACGGCGCGGCGCCUGGUAACGGAAAAGCAGGCGCUUGCGGCGGAGUUGGUGUUUGGUUCGGUGCAGACGACCCACGCAACGUCUCGGAGCGCCUCGCCGGCCCACUACAAACCAAUCAGCGUGCGGAGCUCACAGCCAUCCUUCGAGCUCUUCAGCUCGUCGACCUUGAUUCGCCAAUCGAAAUUCGUACUGAUAGCCAGUAUUCAAUCGACUGCGUCACCAAGUGGUAUGUCUCUUGGGUGAAGAAAGGAUGGAAAACAGCAGGUGGUACCCCUGUCAAAAACGCCGACCUGGUCAAAUCUAUCCGGGACCUGAUGGAGGAUCGGGAGGCAAAGGGGACCAUUACCAUCUUGACCAAAGUUGUUGGACACUCUGGGGAUUAUGGCAAUGAUCAAGCCGACAGGCUGGCUGUUCUGGGAGCCCAACUGCCAGCCCUCGACGAAAAGGGCCUUGGGGAAUGA